AGUGGUGACCAUAAGGUUCCGUGAAGGAGGAAAAAACACAUAGAAUGCCAAUGGCAGUUGAUGCAUCUACCCUUAUUUGUACGUACCGGAGGUUUAAGCCACACCUCCUAAUGGUGCUGGCUCAGAUAGGCUAUACUUUUCUAUAUUUCAUUACAGAAGCUUCCUUCAAUCAUGGGAUGAAUCCUCAUGUUUACAUAACUUACAGACAUAUAGUUGCUGGCUUAGGAAUGCUACCCUUUGCCUAUUUCCUUGAAAGGAAGAUUAGGCCAAAGUUGACAGUAGCCCUAUUUUUGGAGAUUUUUGUUGUCUCUCUUUUGGGGGUGGGAUUGACUCUAAACAUGUAUUUUGCAAGCUUGAGAUACACCUCUCCAACCUUUGUUGCAUCGAUGGUCAACACCAUAGCUUCCCUAACUUUUAUAAUCGCAAUUCUUCUCAGGUUAGAGGUUCUUGAUCUUCGAAAACCUCGUGGGGUAGCCAAAGCUGUUGGAACCUUGGUUUCCCUGGCAGGAGUCAUGACCAUGACACUUUAUAAGGGACCCAUUGUGAGGAACUUAGGGCAUCCUCCAAUCCAUCUUCAUGGAAAAACAACUAUCCAGGAGAACUGGCUGAAGGGUUCAAUUCUUACAGUAUCAAGCUGCAUAACAUGGUCUAUAUGGUACAUUAUGCAGGCAUUUACAUUGAAAAGAUACCCAGCAAAAUUAUCACUGACUACAUGGAUGUGCUUUGUUGGAGCAGCACAAUCAGCCGUUUUCACUGUGUGCACAGAACACAAACCAGCUGCUUGGACCAUCGGUUUCAACAUUGACUUGUGGUCUACCAUCUAUGGCGGACUUUUGAUAUCUGGUUUAGUAAUAUUCAUCCAGUUGUGGUGCACAGAAGAAAAAGGACCAGUGUUUGUGACAAUGUUCAACCCCCUAUCGACAAUAUUAGUGGCAGUGCUAGCAUACUUUGUAUUUGGCGAGAGACUUUACAUGGGCAGCAUACUAGGGGGAGUUGUCGUCAUUAUUGGGUUGUACUUGCUGUUGUGGGGUAAAGAAGGUGAUCAAGAAGAAAUGAAGGCGGAGGAGCAAAUCGUUCCAACUUGUUGUGAGGAGCAUAAAAACCUGAAAGUACCAGUAUAUACUUCUGCUGGAAAUUACACGAAAGAAGAACCAUAAGAAUAAUAUAUUAUUCAUCAGUUUGUCAAGAAAGGCCAUGAUGUGCUCAAUAAAACCAAGAGAAAAACAAAGAAGGAAUGAAUAAAAAGAUAAUUUUUGGAGCUAGAUUUUCUAAUCGGUGACAGAGUCAGGUGUGAAGGACCACAGUCGGGGCAUGCGUAACAUACGAAUUGUGUAUCUAGAAUAUGGCAAGAAAUACACAGCUUUAUAGCUACUAAAUUACCAAAGAGGUCGCAACGGUUUCCCAUUCUUAAUUCAGGGAAUGAAUAGCAAGAUUACACGGUUUUGGCGC
Rhododendron vialii is the source of this 1449-nucleotide messenger RNA. RefSeq names its product WAT1-related protein At4g08300-like. The record is from RefSeq and is a predicted model, not a curated record. Bases 45 to 1157 code for a protein of 370 amino acids. Gene Ontology annotation, molecular function: transmembrane transporter activity. Gene Ontology annotation, cellular component: plasma membrane. The transcript is spliced from 7 exons. Lineage: Eukaryota; Viridiplantae; Streptophyta; Magnoliopsida; Ericales; Ericaceae.